Molecule: messenger RNA, 4745 nt
Organism: Lepisosteus oculatus (spotted gar)
Lineage: Eukaryota; Metazoa; Chordata; Actinopteri; Semionotiformes; Lepisosteidae
Gene: tox3
Product: TOX high mobility group box family member 3
Biological process (GO): regulation of transcription by RNA polymerase II
Cellular component (GO): nucleus
Molecular function (GO): chromatin DNA binding
Source: RefSeq, a predicted model, not a curated record
CCCAACUACAAACAAAGAAGAGGAUUCUAACAACUUGAAUACUCCCCCCCUUCCCCACACACCUCCUUUCUUCUCCUCCCUCCCCCCCCCGUGCUGUUUUUAUUCUUACCUUCUCCCCCCCCUCCUACACACGCACACACAACCCCCCAGGACCGUCCCGGGGAGAGGUACGGGCUUGUCUUCCUUCUCGCCCAGCUCGGCUGCGCACCGCCGGACCGCGCGUGGAUGUUAAACGAAACGGGAGAGCGGCGGCGGCUCCUCGCGAUCGGGUUUCUGUCUUGAUCGAUUCCGCUUGAGCAACUUUGAUCCGACGAAACCAUGGAUGUAAGGUUUUAUCCGUCGGCGGGUGGGAACCCCAUUCCCGGAGAACCGUCGAACCUGGAUUUUCCCCACUGCCUGGGUUACUACAAUUAUAACAAGUUUGGGAACAACAAUAACUACAUGAGCAUGGCCGAAGCCAGCAGCGCCCUUCUUGCAGCCAGCGAGCAAACGUUCCACACACCCAGCCUGGGAGACGAGGAGUUUGAAAUUCCGCCCAUCACCCCUCCUCCGGAGACAGAAUCGGGAAUGGGCAUCGCGGACAUGGGCUCGCCAUUUCAGGGGCUCCCCAACCCCCCGAGCACACAGGGUGCCCGGUUUACCCCGCAGUUCCCCCCACAAAGCCUGGAGCUGCCCUCCAUCACAAUAUCCCGCAAUCUCAUGGACCCGGAAGGAGCUGUCCUCAACAACGGCCUACCUGUGAACAUUUCCCAAAGUCAUGUGCAUCACUGUCAUCCCAACACCUCUAUGGUCAUGAGGUCUGUGGUCAACAUGAGCAACCCCUCUGCAGGAAUGAUGUCACGUAAUCAGCUGACUACUAUCAACCAGUCGCAGCUCAGCGCACAGCUGGGCUUGAACUUGGGUGGCCCCAAUAUGCCACAUACCUCCCCCUCACCCCCUGCCAGCAAGUCGGCCACGCCCUCCCCUUCCAGCUCCAUCAAUGAGGAGGACCCCGAGGAAGGAAACAGGGCGAUUGGAGAGAAGCGUCCUGCCCCGGACACUGGGAAGAAGCCCAAGACCCCCAAGAAGAAGAAAAAGAAGGACCCCAAUGAGCCCCAGAAGCCUGUCUCAGCUUACGCUCUGUUCUUCAGAGACACCCAAGCAGCCAUCAAGGGCCAGAACCCCAGUGCUACGUUUGGGGAGGUCUCGAAGAUCGUGGCCUCCAUGUGGGACAGCCUGGGGGAGGAGCAGAAGCAGGUCUAUAAAAGCAAAACCGAAGCCGCCAAAAAAGAAUAUUUAAAAGCCCUCGCUGCCUAUCGAGCCAGUUUGGUUUCAAAGGCAGCUGCAGAGUCAGCUGAGGCGCAGACCAUACGCUCCGUCCAGCAGACCCUGGCGUCCACCAACCUGUCCCCUUCCCUCAUCUUGAACACCCCGCUGUCCCAGCACCCCUCUGUUUCUGCAGCAGCACAGGCCUUGCAGCAAGCCCUCCCUAGGGCCAUCGCACCCAAACCACUGCAGAUGAGGCUGUCAGGCAGCCAGAUUGUCACCUCUGUUACUGUCUCUCCUCAAAACAUGCCCACAAACAUUCCCUCACCCCUGAUCAGCCAGAUAGGUGGGGGUAUGGUGGGGGCGCCCCCUGCAGGAGUGGCUCAGAUGAGCCCUCCCAUGCAGCCUCCACAGCCACACCAGUUGCAGCACUUGCAGCAGCACCAACAGCAGCAGCAGCAGCAGCAUCUUCAGCAGCAGCAUCUUCAGCACCAGCAGCUGCAGCAGCAGCAGAUCCACCACCAGCAGAUCCAACAGCAGAUGCAGCAUCAACAUUUCCAGCACCACCUCCAGCAGCAGCUGCAGCAGCACCAGCACCACUUGCAGCAGCAGCAGCAGCAUCAGCAGCAGCAGCAGCAGCAGCAGCACCACAUGCAACAGCAGCAGAUGCAGUUGCAGCACAUGCAGAUGCAACAGCUGCAUCAACAACAACUGCAGCAGCUCCAGCAGCAGCAGCAACAACAACAACAGCCACAUCCACCCCAGUCUUCCCCUCCCCAGCACUCCCCAGGAACGCCGCAGUCUGUGGGAGGCUCUGUAACCUUGGGCAGUCCUCAGUCCACCUCACAGCAGCAGCACCAGUCCCAAAUACAAGCUCAUGCCCAGGCCCAGGUGUUAUCACAAGUCAGCAUCUUCUGAGCCAAAAUGAAUUACAAAGAGGCGGAAACUAAUAAAAGCAUCAUCCAAGUUGCUUUUCUAAGUUGCACUUAAGAAGUGUGUAAAAAUAAAGUUUUACCAAGAACUGUCCAUUGUUGUUGAUGGAUAUGCAGACAUAAUGGGACAAGGCACUGAAACCAAUUCUGUCUAUAAAAUAGGCUGGGAAACAGACAAUGGGCUUAUGUUUGUUCUCCACUCUUUGGAAUGGAGUUGGGGCACAUAACUGAGAGAACUUGCUGCAAUGAUCACUGGGAGACUUUGUAUUCUUUUCUAAUGGCAAAGCUUUAUUUACACUGGUGUCGGUGUCUGUUGUGCUGCGUGAAAGGACAACCACGUUGGGUUUGGAGAGUCACUGUACCAUGCGUGUGUAACCUGGAUCUGCCGAGAAUCUUGAGGGAAGCCCUUUAUAAGAUGGGGAUCACAAGGACAUGAUAACUUACAGUACUGGUAACCAGUAAUGCAUCCAAUGAAAAAAUGGAUGUUUUUUUUUCUUUUCCACAGGCCAGUUCGUUGUAAAGGUUGUGUUUUUGUUUUGGUUUUUUCAACAUUCCAGCAGCUUUCUCUGCGUAGUACUGGCUGUCAGAGCUCCUAGUCCUAGGCUUGUUCUUUUUCAGCUCCCCCCAAAAAAACAUGAGACAAUACCUUGUCAUUGGCAUCCAAGCUGGAGGAAUUUGGAAAGAGUAAUGCACAUGUGCUCGAGGCAGAAGGAAGAUCGGACAGAUUUUAAAAACUGCCAUAGACCAUUCACGUCAUUGUGUGUCUUUAAACUGUGAUGGUAAACUACUGUAAGUUUCAAGGGGGGUGGGUGGGUAUGUUGGUUGGGAAAUCUGAAGCUCAUUCACUCUAAGCCCAGAAACAGCACUCCAAAUGGAUCACCGUUUUAAUGUAUUUGUCUUUUGUUACCUCAGACUUUUAACGCUAUCCUAAAUUAUGUUUAUUUUUUUCAAUUUUGUGUAAAAAAAUGCAAAUAUUUUAUGGUAAUUGUAACUCACAGGUUCUAGUUCAAUGGUCUCAUGAUCAGUGUAUUUUUAAAACCGUAUGGUCAGUACCAUGUACUUAUUGAAAGGAAAAUGAAGACCUGUAGCAAAACCGUUUUGUUGCACUGUAAAAGCCACUUGAAUAGGCGUGGAAAUAUUUAGUGCCAGCUGUAAAGAAUUCCUUUAAGAAUAAAAAGAAAAAAAGAUGUACAUUUUUUUUCGUAUCACAUGUUGUAAAGUUUUCAUAUGUGAAGCUUUAAUAUUCACAUUGGUAACAUGAACUGUGGAUUACAACAUCGCAUAGUGCAUUUACUGCUGUUUUAUACUUUUUUAUGAGUUACAAUAGCAGCAAUUAAUUUGUUUGUAUUUUGCUUAACAGAAAAAAAGAGAACUGCUUUUUUAUCUUGCUAUAGAAUAAAUACAUUUCAGUAAAAAAACCCAAGUGUUUUUGAACUCUUACUAGGCAAAUUUAUUCUUGCUUAUUUACAAUGUAAUAUAGAGACCUUCCAGAACUGAUAUAAUAUGAAUUGAGCCAUAAAGUUUGUCAAAUGCCAAGUAUGCUUAAUAUUUCCUUUCGUGAUCUUUGAGGUGUACUUGUUUGGGAUUAAAAUGGUAGGAUAAAAUUCCCCCCAAAAACCAUACAUUUAGUAACCCGUGACUUUCCAGUGUUCUGGUAACAUGAGAGAAUCUGAAGAGAAGAUGUACAGUACAUUUUCUUUUCAUACAAUAAACUUGUCAGGGAAACUGAACUCUAGGUGCUAAACAACAUUAUUGUUGCUACAUUAAAAUCUUUGUUUAAUUUAGUCGCUAUUCCUAAAUCUCUGCUCGGGCAGUAUUGAGCAUUGUGGAGCCCACAGCCUAAAUGGCAUUGUUUAAUUUGCCUUUUUUUUUUGUUUCCAAGAUGUUCUCCAAAUCGGUCUGCUCUCUCUGAAAAGGUGUAGAGGGAAGGGAAGGAGAGGCACACUGAUGCCCAUAAAACCACAAGACAUAUGUCACGCAGCUGCUUGGUUUCUCGUGUCUUGUUGCACGACUUGAUUUGAACACUGUUUAAAAUAAAAGUGAACACUGCCCUGGUGUAUUUUGGAAAUACCUGUAGGAUAAAGUGUUUUAAUAUUUUUUUAUUUUGAAAUUUGGUGACGAGACCGUAAUGAUUCUCUGAAUUCAGUAGAGUUGCAAUUCCCUUCUCCCCUGCAUGAUUAAUUACAGCAUCUGUCCUGUCAAAAGCUAUAGUGAAGAGGUCUGGAGAAAAACUGCAAAUACGCUCUGGCAACAAUCUUAAACCGCUUAUGAUAAAAUGAAAAUUAAAAGCAGCGAGUGUUGUACAUGACCUGAAUCUUAAUAGAGGGUAUGGGAGAAUGUUAAAGUAGGUGUCCAUGACUACCAAAACACGAGACUUAAAAACACACAAUAAUGAGGCUCUGGGAAAUGGCAUUUAUUAUUCUGAACAGAUUUAUGUUGAAGGGUAUUAAUAAUGCAUGCUGCUUUUGUUAUUCCAUAACCCUUUAGCAUUGUGUUCACUGUGUACAAAUAUUUCACAGCAAGGGUUGUAUUUUUGGGACUGUUCAAUAAAACCAAGUUACAAAUGUG